GGGACCGUUGAGGGCCCAGGAACUCUCUCUCUCUUCGUUGAUUAUAUUUUCCAGCUGAACAACGGGCUACGGUUCCAGACCACUGCUGCAAGAACAGUAGGAAAAUGGAUGGACCAAGGGGGGGAAGCAGCGUUGAAACAAUUUUACCCAACUAUAGGCUUGGGAAGACACUUGGCAUUGGAUCAUUUGGUAAAGUCAAAAUUGCGGAGCAUGUUCUAACAGGGCAUAAAGUUGCUAUCAAGAUCCUGAACCGAAGGAAGAUAAGGAGCAUGGAAAUGGAAGACAAAGUGAGACGAGAAAUAAAAAUAUUGAGAUUAUUCAUGCAUCCCCACAUUAUCCGACUCUAUGAGGUUAUAGAAACAACAUCUGAUAUAUAUGUUGUUAUGGAGUAUGUGAAGUGCGGGGAGCUAUUUGAUUUUAUUGUGGAGAAGGGUAGACUCCAGGAGGAGGAGGCUCGGGGUUUCUUUCAGCAGAUUAUUUCAGGUGUGGAAUACUGCCAUAGGAAUAUGAUAGUUCAUCGGGAUCUUAAGCCAGAGAAUCUGCUCUUGGAUUCUAAGUGGAAUGUAAAGAUUGCAGAUUUUGGCCUGAGCAAUGUGAUGCGUGAUGGGCAUUUUCUGAAAACAAGCUGUGGAAGCCCAAACUAUGCUGCUCCAGAGGUUAUCUCGGGUAAAUUAUAUGCUGGUCCUGAAGUUGAUGUUUGGAGCUGUGGGGUUAUUUUGUAUGCCCUUCUUUGUGGGACUCUUCCAUUUGAUGAUGAAAAUAUCCCAACUUUAUUCAAGAAGAUUAAGGGUGGGAUAUAUACUCUUCCAAGUCAUUUGUCACCCUUAGCACGGGACCUGAUUCCAAGAAUGCUCGUAGUUGACCCAAUGAAACGGAUGACAAUACCUGAGAUCAGACAGCAUCCUUGGUUCCAAGCUCAUUUGCCCCGCUAUUUGGCUGUGCCUCCACCUGACACACAGCAACAGGCUAAAAAGAUUGAUGAGGAUAUCCUUCAAGAGGUUGUUAAAAUGGGGUUUGACCGGAACCAACUAAUUGAAUCUCUCCGGAGCAGAGCACAGAAUGAGGCAACUGUUGCUUAUUUUUUACUUUUGGACAAUCGUUUUCGAAUUUCCAGUGGCUACCUGGGAGCUGAAUUUCAGGAAGUUAUGGAAUGUGGUUUUACUCGUAUGCAUCCGGGUGAUCCUGCUCCUUCCACUGCAGGCCACCGGUUGCCUGGAUAUAUGGACCAUCAAGGUAUUGGUUCUAGGCCACAACACCCAACCGAAAGGAAGUGGGCUCUUGGACUUCAGUCUCGGGCUCAGCCCAAAGAGAUAAUGACUGAGGUCCUGAAAGCUCUCCAAGAGUUGAAUGUGGCUUGGAAGAAGAUAGGCCACUACAACAUGAAAUGUAGAUGGUUACCAGGUCAGCCUGAAAAUGGUAUUGAGAACUCCCUUGACUCUAACCACAUCUUUGGAGAUGAACCAGCCAUUAUUGAAAAUGAUGGUGUCGCAGUUGGAUCACCCAAUGUGCUCAAGUUUGAGCUUCAGCUCUACAAGACCAGGGAAGAGAAAUAUCUCCUUGAUCUCCAGAGGGUUUACGGCCCACCCUUUCUUUUUCUGGAUUUAUGCGCUGCCUUCUUCGCACAACUCCGAGUUCUAUGACUUAUGGGUCAGUACUCAAAAACUGCAUUGUAUUUCUUUGUAUAAAUCUUAGAGAGAGAAAAUGAAUGUACAACUCUACUAUAAUUAUGCUUAGCUACCAAAAGCUUGGCAUGGUUUAAUAACUGGUGGGGGGAGCUUUAAUUUCCCCGCUUUUCGUUUAUUUUAAUUUUUAUGUUGUUACAUAAUUGAGUGAACUGUGUAUUGAGGCGUGGAAGGGGAUGUGGGCAGUUUCUCUCUCUUAAGACUUGGGGCGCCUGGUUUUUCCCAAAUCCGCCCAAUUUUAUGAAUUUGUGGACUUUUUGUUCA
This is a messenger RNA of Amborella trichopoda, 1946 nucleotides long. NCBI's taxonomy places the organism in Eukaryota, Viridiplantae, Streptophyta, Magnoliopsida, Amborellales, Amborellaceae. The record is from RefSeq and is a predicted model, not a curated record.